AUGGGUGCUCCUCUUUCACUCAUCUUCAUGACCCAGUGGAUGCUGCUGAUCACCCAGUUGUGUGUUGGCUGGCACUGCACAGACUUGGAGAUGCCAGACUCACCUAUUAGAAAUUUGAUGUUGACUCAGUGGAAAAUGGAACUGAGUUGGAUGAGCAGCAUGAAUUUCACUGAGGACUGGUACUGUGAACUCUACCAAUGCAUGAUCACUACAGCCAAGGCUGCCUCCAAUCCUGACAUCACCAAUGAGCUUACUUGCAUUGGUGACCACCAGGUACAGUACUGCAUCCCCUCUGGUAUGAAUGGGUCGGCCAUUGAAAAUUUCUCCUGUGUGAUUUAUAACAUUUCCCUCAUGAACUGCACUUGGCAGGCAGGUAGGGAUGCUCCAGGAGAUACCCAAUAUUUUCUCUACUGGCAGAACUCGAGAGAUGAUGAUGCAAUGGAAUGUGAGCUUUACAUUAAAGAUGAAAAUGGCAGAAACACAGGAUGUAGAUUCAAAAAUGUGAGCAUAGUGACUGAAAAAUCUUACUUCCUUGUGAACGGGUCUAGCAAAGACUCCCUGAUCCAGUUCUAUGAUGAGUACAUUCAACUGUAUCAAUUUGAAAAGCUCAUGCCUCCAUCAAAUAUCACUGUUGACUGUGAUGAAAUUAAAAAUGAUUGCAUAAUUCAAUGGCAACGACCCCAAAUAAGUCAUUCUAACAAAGACGGGUGUUUUAAAUAUGAAAUCAACAUAAAGUAUAAGGAAUGGGCAAAUAGUCACACAUUUCAAAGAUCCAAUACAAGAAAGAAGUACCUCCUGAAAAUGAGAACAGCUGGCAGUGCCUGCUUCGUGAGCCCAGCCUGGGGGGAGUGGAGUGCACCUGUAGAGUUUGGAAAUGAAGAAAUUAUUUCUUCUUCAGUAUGGAUUUUACUUGUGGUAGCAGCUGCAACACUCUUAGUGGCAAUUGUCACAAUUUUGUUCUGCAAAAGGACUGGCUGUUGGAAAGCAGCAUUUCCACAAAUCCCAGAGCCAAAAAAUGCAUUUCAGGGACUGCAUGAUACAAAUCCAGAGCUGAUGAAGAGCAAAAUUCAGUCAAAAACAUCUGAAAAGGAAGAGAUAAUAUUAGUUGCUGACAUAGUGCAAUAA
This is a messenger RNA of Nipponia nippon (crested ibis), 1125 nucleotides long. The record is from RefSeq and is a predicted model, not a curated record. Lineage: Eukaryota; Metazoa; Chordata; Aves; Pelecaniformes; Threskiornithidae.